ACACGGCCAUCUUCAUGUGUAAAUGUUGUAACCUUUUCUCACCAAGUCAGUCGGAACUGCUCUCCCACGUUUCUGAGAAGCACACAGAAGAAGGGGUCAAUGUCGAUGACAUCAUUAUCCCCCUGAGGCCUCUGAGCACUCCAGAACCCACCAACCCAAGCAAAACGGGAGAUGAGCUGUCGGUCAUGAAGAGGAAGAGAGGGAGGCCUAAGGGGUCCACGAAGAAGCCCAGCGCCGAGGAGGAGCUGGCGGAAAACCUCGUCCGCCCGGGUGAGGACAGCUUGCUGGCCCUAGCGGAUGGGGGCGGCCUGGCCGCAAGCAGCUUGGAGUGUGCCAAAUGCUGUCGGAAGUUCUCCAACGCACGCCAGCUGAGAAAGCACGUCUGCAUCAUCGUGCUGAACCUGGGCGAGGACGAAGGGGAAGCAGGUAACGAAUCUGACCUUGAACUGGAAAAGAAGUUUAAGGAGGAAGAUCGAGAAAAGGCCCCGAGGAGACCGCGGACACAGAGAACCGAGAAGGCGCAGAGGACCUCCUCCUCGGGGAAGGAGGCCAGGCAGGCCGCUGGGACAAAGAAACCCAUCAUAAGUGUGGUCCUGACCGCACAUGAAGCUAUUCCAGGUGCUACCAAGAUUGUUCCAGUGGAGGCCGGGCCCCCAGAGAUUGGAGCCACAAACCCCGAGGCCACCUCGGCCGACAUGGCAACUCGGAGAGGGUACCAGGAGUAUGCCAUUCAGCAGACACCGUAUGAGCAACCCAUGAAGUCAAGCAGGCUAGGGCCCACCCAGCUCAAGAUCUUCACCUGUGAGUACUGCAACAAGGUCUUCAAGUUCAAGCACUCGCUGCAGGCCCACCUGCGGAUCCACACCAACGAGAAGCCGUACAAGUGCCCGCAGUGCAGCUACGCCAGCGCCAUCAAGGCCAACCUGAACGUGCACCUGCGCAAGCACACCGGUGAGAAGUUCUCCUGCGACUACUGCGCGUUCACCUGCCUGAGCAAGGGCCACCUCAAGGUGCACAUCGAGCGGGUGCACAAGAAGAUCAAGCAGCACUGCCGCUUCUGCAAGAAGAAGUACUCCGACGUCAAGAACCUCAUCAAGCACAUCCGCGACGUGCACGACCCUCAGGACAAGAAGGUCCAGGAGGCCUUGGACGAGCUCUGCCUGAUGACGCGCGAGGGCAAGCGGCAGCUGCUCUACGACUGCCACAUCUGUGAGCGCAAGUUCAAGAACGAGCUGGACCGGGACCGCCACAUGCUGGUCCACGGUGACAAGUGGCCUUUCGCCUGCGAGCUGUGCGGCCACGGGGCCACCAAGUACCAGGCGCUGGAGCUGCACGUGAGGAAGCACCCGUUCGUGUACGUGUGCGCCGUCUGCCUGAGGACGUUCGUCAGCACCAUCCGGCUGCGCGCACACAUCGGGGAGGCGCACAGCGCCGCGCCCGAGGCCGCGGUGUUCGCCAGCUCCAUCAACCAGAGCUUCUGCCUCCUGGAGCCCGGGGGCGACAUCCAGCAGGAGGCCCUGGGGGGCCAGCUGCAGCUGGCGGAGGAGGAGUUUGUGUUCCAGGGGGUGAACGCCCAGGAGGCGAGGGUCCUGGACAGUCUACAGAAGAGGCGCAUGGACACCGGCUUGUGCGCGAGGAUCCGGAAGGUGUACGGGGACCUGGAGUGCGAGUACUGUGGCAAACUUUUUUGGUACCAAGUGCAUUUUGACAUGCAUGUCCGCACCCACACCCGGGAACAUCUGUAUUAUUGCUCCCAGUGUCAUUAUUCUUCCAUCACCAAAAACUGCCUUAAACGCCAUGUAAUUCAGAAACACAGUAACAUCUUGCUGAAGUGUCCCACUGACGGCUGUGACUACUCGACUCCAGAUAAAUAUAAGCUGCAGGCCCAUCUUAAAGUUCACACAGAGCUGGACAAAAGGAGUUAUUCUUGUCCUGUGUGUGAAAAGUCUUUUUCAGAAGAUCGACUGAUAAAGUCACAUAUCAAGACGAACCAUCCUGAGGUCUCCAUGAGCACCAUCUCCGCAGUGCUCGGGAGGAGGGUUCAGCUGAAGGGGCUGAUUGGAAAGAGAGCCAUGAAGUGUCCCUACUGUGACUUCUAUUUCAUGCAGAACGGCUCCGACCUGCAGCGCCACAUUUGGGCUCACGAGGGUGUGAAACCCUUCAAGUGUUCUUUGUGUGAGUAUGCAACUCGUAGCAAGAGCAACCUCAAGGCUCAUAUGAAUCGUCAUAGCACUGAGAAAACCCACCUGUGUGACAUGUGUGGCAAGAAAUUCAAAUCAAAAGGAACGUUGAAAAGUCACAAGCUCCUUCACACUGCCGAUGGGAAGCAGUUUAAGUGCACGGUGUGUGACUACACGGCGGCCCAGAGGCCACAGCUGCUGCGGCACAUGGAGCAGCACGCCUCCUUCAAGCCCUUCCGCUGCGCCCACUGCCAUUACUCGUGCAACAUAUCUGGCUCCCUGAAGCGGCACUACAACAGGAAGCAUCCCAACGAGGAGUACGCCAACGUGGGCGGCGGGGAGCUGGCAGCCGACGCGCUCGUCCAGCAAGGCGGUCUGAAGUGCCCUGUCUGCAGCUUCGUAUAUGGCACCAAAUGGGAGUUCAACAGGCACUUGAAGAACAAGCAUGGCCUGAAGUUGGUGGAAAACGAAGGCGAGCCCAAGUGGGAGGUAACUGUGUAUGAGGGUCUUGUUCCGGCUCUGCAGGGGCCAGGCCGUGGUGGCAUGGCGGAGACCGCGGCCACCGUGCGGAACCGUGACCGACUUGACCCCACAGCUGUAAACAUCCUCCAGCAGAUUAUCGAGCUGGGCACCGAGACCCAUGACGCCACUGCUGUGGCCUCGGUGGUUGCCAUGGCUCCAGGGACAGUGACUGUCGUGAAACAGGUCACUGAUGAGGAGCCCAGCUCCAACCACACGGUCAUGAUUCAGGAGACCCUGCAGCAGGCCUCCGUGGAGCUGGCCGAGCAGCACCACCUGGUCGUGUCAUCCGAUGAAGUGGAGGGCAUCGAGACGGUGACUGUCUACACGCAGGGUGGGGAGGCCUCGGAAUUCAUCGUCUACGUGCAGGAGGCCAUGCAACCCGUGGAGGAGCCGGCUGUGGGACAGGCGGCUCAGGAGCUCUAGGGGACACGCACUGCUGGACAGGGCCGUGGGGCAGGGCUGCCGGGCUCCUGGGGCAGGGAGACUGCAGAACCGUGCUCCUUGAUGCUCUCCUUUGUGCUCCUGGCCCGGGCCACCAGGGGGCUCUCCUUGUCCUACUUUGGGUGGGCAAGGCAGUUGGCGUCACCAGCAAUACAGAACCCCUGCACCCAGCACAAACACAUACACAUACUUACCCUGUAUCAUCUGCUUCUGGAAAGACUUGCAUCAGUUCUUCAAACAUGGCCCACACCGCAUUGCCCCUUUGCUUCAAGAUUCAGAGACCCCCGGGCCCCAUCAGCAUCCUCCCCGAGCCACAGCCCCAACUCUUUGACCCCACUGAGGUGCCGAAUCUUCACCUGGGACUUCUGUGCAACCUGGUGACAGGGAGACAGCCAUCACAGGGGAGGUGACCUUACGGUUUUUGAUUAACCUCUCGGGGGGGAAGGGGAGGGGUUCCAGGCUUUACAAAGGUCUACACUCCUCCGAUACCGACGGUGCUUCUUACUGCGUGAAGUAACCGUGAUUCAGUGACUUUCACUCCAGUCACAGGUGAGGUCUCAGCUUACAGUCUUGGCAUUCUUUGCUUUUUAAAAAAAAUGCACUUUUUACUAUUCACCUCCCUUUCUAAGGAAGCGAGGUGGGUAGAAUAAAACCAGUACUUGCCUGAG
This is a messenger RNA of Pteropus alecto (black flying fox), 3811 nucleotides long. RefSeq names its product zinc finger and AT-hook domain containing (gene ZFAT). The coding region runs from base 15 to 3125 and encodes 1036 amino acids. The record is from RefSeq and is a predicted model, not a curated record. Lineage: Eukaryota; Metazoa; Chordata; Mammalia; Chiroptera; Pteropodidae. Gene Ontology annotation, biological process: regulation of DNA-templated transcription. The transcript is spliced from 17 exons. Gene Ontology annotation, molecular function: RNA polymerase II cis-regulatory region sequence-specific DNA binding; DNA-binding transcription factor activity, RNA polymerase II-specific.